AUGGCCACCAACAAGGCAUCUGUUCUGAAAGAUGUCGUUGCUUAUGUGGAUGUGUGGUCAUCAGACAAAACUGAAAACUUUUCAGAACCAUUUAUUCUUAAACUGGAAGAAAUGGGGGCUCAGGUGAAAAAAAGAUUUUCCAAACACGUCACCCAUGUAAUUUUUAGCUAUGGGCAUCCUGCCACGUGGAGGAAUGCUAAAAAGGACAAUGUGAAGCUUGUCUCAGUUUUGUGGGUCAACAGAUGUUAUGAAGAGGCAGAGAGAGUUAAUGAGGAUUUGUUUCCAGCUUUAAGUGAAACCAAUCCAGCUUUAUUAAAUAAAAAACAUCGAUGCAUGCAGCCCAAAGAUUCACCUGAAAGAACCCCCAACAGUGACAAACGUAUGAAAAAAAAACUAGACAAAAUGAUGAAGAACGUCACUCCUUCAAUGCCACUUUUUAAAGAGUUUUCACCAAUUAUUAUUGAUGAAGAGAGUGGAAUUAUUUACAGCCCAGCUUUUAAGAGGUCUGAUUACAUGGCUCGACGUUUAAAGGAAAGAAAAGAAGAAAAUGAUCAUAUUUCAGAAUCUCAAAUCAAAUCGCCCUCUGACCGGAAACCUUCUCUUGGGAACUCGCCGACUGUCUUCAAAUGUCCUUAUAACCAGUCUGAUGAUGAAGCUGGUCCUUCUGUAGCCGAAACGGGCAUGAGUGCACCUUCCACCACGCAGCGAAAACAACCACCCCAGUGUGUCAAGCAAACAAAGUCAGAAGACACAGAUGCUGCUUUGGAGUCACAUGAAAAACCUGACUGCAGUCUUCGGAGUGACUCUGUGACCAGAAAUGAAGAUGCACUUGCCAGUGAGUUAACGCGGACUGAAUGCACAAGUCUCCAGAUGAUGGCCCCCACAACAAGGGUGGAAAGAACACUGGUCAUGACAAGUAUGCCCACAGAUAAACAGAGCAUGGUGGUUCAGGUGGUCAAGGCGUUGGGUCAAUUCACUCUCGUGGAUGAAGUUUGUGCGAGUACGACUCAUGUGGUGUCAGGCGGUCAUCGGAGGACCUUGAAUAUCCUCUUGGGCAUAGCUCGAGGCUGCUGGAUUCUGUCUUAUGAGUGGAUUCUUUGGAGCUUGGAGAAAAGGCAUUGGAUUCCAGAGGAGCCCUAUGAACUCUCAGAGCAAUUUCCUGCCGCACAGGUUUGCAAAACUGAUUCCUUCAAGAAAUGCUGA
This is a messenger RNA of Knipowitschia caucasica, 1203 nucleotides long. The record is from the annotation of a GenBank genome assembly. Lineage: Eukaryota; Metazoa; Chordata; Actinopteri; Gobiiformes; Gobiidae.